Messenger RNA from Panicum virgatum (switchgrass), 2886 nucleotides. Its product is annotated as dnaJ homolog subfamily C member 2-like. Gene Ontology annotation, molecular function: Hsp70 protein binding; ribosome binding. The transcript has 3 exons. The record is from RefSeq and is a predicted model, not a curated record. NCBI's taxonomy places the organism in Eukaryota, Viridiplantae, Streptophyta, Magnoliopsida, Poales, Poaceae. Gene Ontology annotation, biological process: regulation of translational fidelity; 'de novo' cotranslational protein folding. The coding region runs from base 464 to 2419 and encodes 651 amino acids. Gene Ontology annotation, cellular component: cytosol.
GGGAAGCGCCAUCUUCCUUCUGUCCUCUCGCCUCCGCCUCCGCCUCCGCCUCCCUUCUCUAUUUAUCGCCGGCUGCUAGGGUUUUAUGGUUGCCGCCGCGACGCCUACCGAGCGCCACCGCCUCCAAGCCCCCCACCCUCAUCGCGCGCGUGCCCGGUCUGGACCUGUCCCCCUGGGUCAUCCAUCCAUCCGUUCGCCUGCUCCGGCGCGCAAGCAAGCCGCGCCACCGGGCGCCGGCCGUCCUCCGGUCCUCUCCCGACGCCGACUCCGCCCCUCCGUCCAGCUCCAACCUGCCAUCCGGCGGCAGCUUCUUCCAUCACAGCGACUACUGGGCCGGCGUGGAGGCCCCGAGCUUCGCGCUGCUGCCGGCGCUGGACCCAAACAUACUACUCCCGCGGCAAGGGUGUAUCAGUUGUAUUCCUUAACUCAGGAGCUCCAUUAAGAACUUGACAUAAUUCUUCAAAUGGAGUUCCAGAAGAGCUGCCUUCUGAUCACUUAUGCCCCGGAGAUCAUAGAUGGGGCACCUGUGUAUGUUUCAUCUAACUGUCUGCCUGUGAAAGCUUCAAAGUAUGAACCUGCUGGCCAUUCGUUCCAUGCUGCGGCAAUGAAGCUUCUUGGUCUUGGGGAGCAAGAAGACACGGAAACUGAUGAUUGCAGUGUUUCAUCGGACGACAAAAGCCAAGAUUUUAAUGCAGCUUCUGACACCUUUAGCAGCAAAGGGAAGAAGAAGUCUUCUGGCAGUCAGCAGCAGGAUCAUUAUGCAUUGCUUGGGUUGGGACACUUGCGGUUCUUGGCCACUGAAGAUCAGAUUAGGAAAAGCUACCGUGACAUGGCUCUUAAACAUCAUCCAGAUAAGCAGGCAGCUCUGCUUCUUGCAGAGACAACAGAGGAGGCCAAACAAACGAAAAAGGAUGAGAUAGAGAGCCAUUUCAAGGCCAUUCAGGAGGCCUAUGAAGUCCUCAUAGACCCUACAAAAAGGAGGAUUUAUGACUCAACCGAUGAAUUUGAUGAUGAUAUUCCAACAGACUGUGCCCCACAAGAUUUCUUCAAGGUUUUUGGCCCAGUUUUCAUGAGGAAUGGCCGCUGGUCUGUUACCCAGCCAAUUCCUUCUCUAGGAGACGAUGCUACUCCCUUAGAGGAAGUUGAUAAGUUCUACAAUUUCUGGUACAACUUCAGGAGUUGGAGAGAAUUUCCAGAUGAUGAUGAAUAUGACUUGGAGCAAGCUGAAUCUCGUGAACAUAGGAGAUGGAUGGAGAGGCAGAAUGCAAAGCUACAAGAGAAGGCCAAAAAGGCAGAGUAUGCACGAGUACGCACUCUUGUUGACAAUGCAUACAGGAAGGACCCAAGGAUCCAGAGAAGGAAGGAUGAGGAGAAAGCUGAGAAGCAGAGGAGAAAGGAGGCAAAGUAUUUGGCGAAAAAGUUGCAGGAGGAGGAAGCUGCAAGAGCAGCUGAAGAGGAAAAGAAAAGGAAAGAAGAGGAGGCUAAGAAAGUUGCAGAAGCUGCUCUCCAUCAAAAGAAGUUGAAGGAGAAAGAGAAAAAGCUGCUGCGCAAAGAGAAAACCCGUAUGCGAACUCUUGCAGCACCUGUAGUUACAGAGAACCGCUUUGGUCUGUCAGAAGCAGAUGUUGAGGCAGCAUGUGCAUCGCUUGAUUUUGAACAGCUCAAGAAACUCUGUGAUGGUAUGGAGGGUAAGGAAGCAGCUGAAAAGGCCAGGUUGCUGAGAGGUGCAUUGAACAAAGAAAGUUCCUCAAAGGAAGCAAAUGGUGUGGAGAGUUCUGCCCCAAAAUCUAAUCCUGCAGUAGAAAAGGUGCCCCAAGCCAAAGCCAGCAGCCUAUUGAACAACUAUGAGAAGAAAGAGAAACCAUGGGGAAAGGAAGAGGUUGAGAUGCUGAGGAAAGCAAUCCAAAAGUAUCCAAAGGGAACUUCGAGAAGGUGGGAGGUUGUUUCUGAGUUUAUUGGGACAGGUAGAUCUGUUGAAGAGAUCCUCAAGGCCACAAAAACUGUUCUUCUGCAGAAACCAGAUUCAGCGAAAGCUUUCGAUUCUUUCCUCGAGAAACGCAAACCAGCCCAAUCAAUCGCUUCGCCUCUUUCAACUCGAGAUGAAACAGUUGGGCCCUCGACUGAGGGAGCUGGGACUGCUUCAUCCAAGGCAUCCGCACAACCUGCUAGCAGUCAGGCAGCCAAUGAGAAAUCUGCUGCUGACCCUGUCCCAAAUGGAGCACCUUCUGUCACAGAUCCAGAUGCCUGGACAGAGACACAGGUGCUGGCUCUUGUACAAGCUUUGAAGGCCUUCCCAAAGGAUGCAAGCCAAAGAUGGGAGUGGGUGGCUGCUGCUGUCCCAGGUAAAACAGUAGUCCAGUGCAAGAAAAAGGUUGCUGCGAUGAGGGAGAACUUCCGGAGCAAGAAAAGCGGGGAGUAAUGCUUUGGGAGAAUAACCUCACUGGAAGUACAUUUUGGGGGCAGAUAGUCUCUGAACGGCAAUAUCUCAAACAUAUCGGCUGGUGGCUUUUGCGGAAGGUUUUGCUUGGCGAACCUCUUGCAUCACCAGCGGUGAGAAUAAUUUUGUGUUGGGGCCGUGACAGCUUUUGUUUAACCCGCCCGUGUCGGCAUUUUGCUUAGCAUUCAAGUUUGGGUCUGCCGCAGGAGGAUGUGCCAUUGAAGCUCAUCCACUGUUAAUGGGCUGAUGAUUGGCCUUUUGUUGCAGUUAUCUAAGCUUGCUGGGAGUUCGCAUUGGUGUAGUUUCAUAUGGUCUGGCCUGGCUGAGUAAAAAAUGUAGAGAACCACAUCUGUUAUUAUUUAUCAACUGAGAUAGAAAUAUUUGUUACAUCGUGAGACCUAUUAUUGAAGUGAGCAUUCGUUAAUGUCGCUAAUGCAUAAUUCCCCUGA